Messenger RNA from Engraulis encrasicolus (European anchovy), 2360 nucleotides. RefSeq names its product hereditary hemochromatosis protein homolog. Bases 914 to 1900 code for a protein of 328 amino acids. The transcript is spliced from 5 exons. Gene Ontology annotation, biological process: immune response. Gene Ontology annotation, cellular component: external side of plasma membrane. NCBI's taxonomy places the organism in Eukaryota, Metazoa, Chordata, Actinopteri, Clupeiformes, Engraulidae. The record is from RefSeq and is a predicted model, not a curated record.
GUGUGACUGCUCUUAUAGAAGGAAAAAAACGUUUUUUAUAAAUGAAAACACAUAUUAAGAUUAAACACAAUAUCAUUAUCAAGUUAGCAUGCGCUCUGAUGUCAGUCAUGUAUACAAAAGGAUUAAAAUGGCCAUAAUGCAGUGAAUUUCCUGCGGUGUGACAUGCCUAUGCAAUGUGUUGAUGCAGGACACAUUUUGUCAAUAAUGGCAAAAAUUAGGCGAAAUUCCACGGACCACUAAGUGCUUUAUUUUUUUCUAUUUUUUCCAAUUUUAUCAAACAAUUUUUUCAGGAAUUGGAAAAACUUCUUUUUUUUUUUUGGCGUUGCGCCCUUCAACGCCUGAUUGGUUGCCGAGCAUUCAUCCCUACCUUUCUAAGACCAAGCAGAUCAAGCAAAUUGAUUUGUGGUUGCAAACGCGGCUUAAGUAACUGCCCGGCUGCACAGCAGAAAAUCUAUGUGGACAAUAGCAUCUGGAAAAGUGUGCACCUACCUGUACUUGCUAUAUGCAUAUUUGGUUCAACUUGGUCAUUUUUUCUACCAUAAAUACACCCCCCUCCCAGCAGUUAUCAGAAGUAGUGAAUGCCUAGCUAGGCCGUUCCCUCCUAGUGACGAAACGCCUUCGGCGUUGCAACUAGUCAGGUCAAGAGCAGUGCAAGUACUUUCUGAGUUCCCGAAAAUACGGGAACUCCUUUCACUUUGUCGAGAAGCAAACAACCAUAAGCAAACCAAGGGAGACAGGUCAACCAUGCUGUUUGGGAUAUGGUAAUUGUUAUGCUCUUGGUCAGACCAAGUCUCGAAUAGAUUUGAACGUCGAUGAUAAUCAAGCUAGUGAAUGCCAUGGCCAGCAGUUAUCGUUGGUUAAUGCAUAGACACACAUUUGUAGGUUUUAUGCUUGUUUCAAUAUUGAAUUGCAUAUGUGGACUGUACAGUAUUAUGUUCUACAUCAUCUUGCAGGCAUGUGCCUACAACCUUUUGUUAUGUCUUGCCAUCAUCUACCUCCACUUCAUGUCAUUUAUCACCCCUCUCUUCCUCUUUGUCCAGGAUCUCAUUCCCUGUGGUUGAUGACCACUUUAAUCAAAGGAGACACUCCCUUUCCAGAACUCUCCGCCAUUUUCUUGGUGGAUGAUAUUCAAAUUGCAUACUAUGGCAAAAAUGACAACAAGCUUAUGUAUAGAGGACAAAGCAGCACUGGUGCAGAAACAGACUCAUCUGAUAAGUUCAUUGAAGAAAUUGUGGGAGGAUAUAUAUAUGAUAACAUGAAGGACACGGCAGAGUAUUUGAAGAAUCACAAGAACCACACAAACAAUAUUUUGGUCUUGCAGCGAGCAUCGGGAUGUGAACUUCUGAAUGACGGUCAGCCAGGGGUUCUAUUUGGUCAUGAUGCUUUCAACGGAGAGAUUGGAGAUGCUCGUCGUUAUGAUCCACAGCUUAAGAAACUUCACACUGACCGUGUGUGGCCAGCAGCCGUGGACAUAAACUGGCAGGAUAUUUUUCCGGUCAUAUAUGAACACGUUUUACACCCUGCCUGCAUUAAUAUGCUACAGAAACAUCUUGUUAAGGAAAAAAAUCGUAUCUUUAAAAAAGUGAAGCCUAAAGUGAGGAUCAUCCCGAAACGAGGUCCAGGCUCCUCAGUUCUCCUGAUCUGCCUGGCUACUGGUUUCUACCCCCGUCACAUCAACCUGACCCUGCUCAGAGACGGCCAGCCUGUGCCUGACCACCAGAUCACUGGGGGGGAGCUGCUACCUAAUGGAGAUGAGACGUACCAGAUGAGGAAGAGCCUGGAGGUCAACACAGAGGAGCUACAGCAGCAUCACCGUGCUGUACAUAUGUAUAUCCCAGAUCAACACUUCCUCUUCUGCUACAAAUUCCGAGGAAUUGAAGGAGAUGACAGGACAACAUGAUGAGACACACAACAGCCUUGAGACAUAGAUAAACACGUGUCCUUGAACAAGGCCUCUAACCCUAAAUUGCUCCAGAGAUGCUAAUCAAAACCCUGUACUACAUCUGUUACAUACUUUGAGCAAAGGCAUGUGCUAAAUAUGAUGUGAGCGAAUGAACUUGCAGUUACUGUUAAUACUCUUGUGAUUCAUUUAGUUUUGUUCUGUUUUUUUUUUUUGAUCAAUGUUUGCAUGAGGCCUAAACUUUGCAGCCUUCAGCAUUUGAAAGUGCACUCAGCAUUUACCACAUUACAUUACAUCGCUGCACUGUACCUAUUGUGACCGCAUAUUGUAACUGCAGUUCUUUGCAGGAUUGCAGUGAUAUCAUGAAUGAAUCACUGCAUUUAAUCAGUAUGACAGCAGUAUUUUUGCAAUCAUACUGUAAAUGACAUUUUUUUAUAUUGCAGUACAAUACCAUUUUUCC